AUUUGAGUUCUCAAUCUUUAUCAGCUUAAAUAACAUUUGCUUCACACUUCCAUUUCAGUAUAUAACUUACUGUACUUGUACCAUCUUUUUUCUUUAUUAGAUUCUGUCUCUUUCUCUCGCUCUCUCUUUGUGUUUGUUUCUUGAAAUUAAUUAACAUUGAGGCACCUUGUUUACAGUGGAAAGUGGGGUUCUUGCUUCUUUUACAAGUGAUGGUGUGUUGAAAAAUCUUACCUUUUUUCCUUUUUUCUUGGUUGGUUCUUUGUUUUCUUCAUUUAUUUAUUUAUUUGUUUAUUUCUGGUUUGGGGUAAAGGGUUCUUGCUUUAAUUACAAGUAGUUGGUAGGCUUUUUUUCCCUUUGAGGUUUUUGAGGUGUUUUUUGGGAUUUGUGUUUUGAAGUUGCCUUGCUGCUACCGUUUAAGUAAUCUUGAUUUUUCAGUUUUGGGAUCUGAUUUGAUUUUGGUGUUAGGGGAUCUGAGAAAGGUUGUUUCUUGGUGCUAAUUUGCUUAAGUUCCAAGGGACUUUCUUGAAUAUGCGUAAAGGUGGAAACUUUCUUUGUUUGGAGCUGUGAAAAUUGUGCUUACAUGGUGUUGGAGUCUGGAUUUUGAGCGGUUACAUAUAUAUUGUUGUAUGUUUUCAUCAAUGGUGAUUUGGGAUUUUAUGCCAAUGAGUUUUCUGAGUUGGGUAUUCUUGGCUUAUCUUUUUUGUACAUCUUUGAGUCUUGAAACCCCAGUUCAAGACUGUCAUCCAUAUGAUUUGUUGGCAUUGAAGGAAAUUGCUGGCAAUUUAACAGAUGGGGUUAUUCUAUCAGCUUGGUCUCAUGAGCCCAAUUGCUGUAAAUGGGAUGGGGUUGUCUGUGGCAAUGGCAAUGGUUCUGCUGAAAGUAGAGUGAUCAUGCUAAAUUUGUCAAGAAAAGGGUUGAGGGGUGUGGUUUCACAGUCCUUGGAGAAAUUGGAUCAGUUGAAAUUGCUCGAUUUAUCGCGCAAUCACUUGGAGGGUGGAUUGUCUUUAGACUUCUCCAAAUUGAAGCAAUUGGAAGUUCUUGAUUUGAGUCAUAAUAGGUUGCUUGGACCUGUGUUGAGGGUUUUUAAUGGGUUGGAAACAAUCCACUCUCUCAAUAUAUCUAGCAAUUUGUUCACUGGGAAUUUCAUUGAGUUUGGUGAAUUCCCUAACCUUGUUGCAUUGAAUGUAAGCAACAAUUCCUUUAAUGGUAGCUUCAAGUUUGAAAUUUGCAGCUCUUCCAAGAAGAUUAAGGUCCUGGAUAUAUCACUUAAUCAUCUCACUGGUGAUCUUAGUGGCUUGGAAAAUUGCAGUUCAUCUCUCCAGCAGCUACAUGUGGAUUCCAAUAAUCUCGGGGGUCACCUUCCGGAUUCGUUGUAUUCAAUGACAUCUUUGGAGCAACUUUCACUCUGUACCAAUAAUUUCUCAGGCCAGCUAAGCCCACAGCUUAGUAAGCUUUCCAAACUGAAAUCCUUAAUUUUAGCUGGAAAUCGCUUUUAUGGUUUGCUUCCUAAUGUGUUUGGCAAUUUGACACAGUUAGAGCAGCUAGUUGCAUAUUCAAAUAGAUUUUCUGGACCAUUACCGUCUACGAUUUCAUAUCUUUCUGUGCUUAGGGUACUUGAUCUUAGGAACAACUCUUUGUCUGGUCCUGUUGAUCUUGAUUUUACUAGGUUGACAAGUCUGUGCACUCUUGACCUUGCAACUAACCAUUUCAUAGGUAGCCUCCCGGUGUCGCUCUCUAGUUGUCAAGAGUUGAAAAUCUUGAGUCUUGCCAAAAACGGAUUUACCGGGCCAAUUCCUGAGAACUAUGCAAACCUUUCAUCCCUUGUGUUCCUCUCGUUGUCGAAUAAUACCCUUUCGGAUUUGUCUGGAGCUUUAUCUGUUCUGCAGCGCUGUAGAAAUCUUUCAACUCUUAUUCUCACCAGGAACUUCCAUGGUGAAGAGAUUACAAAUAAUGUCACCGGGUUUGAGAACCUGAUGAUAUUUGCAUUGGGUAACUGCGGUUUGAAUGGGCAAAUUCCGACAUGGUUGUACAAUUGCAGGAAAUUGCAAGUGCUUGACCUGUCAUGGAAUCAUUUGGAUGGCAAUAUUCCCUGUUGGAUUGGUGAAAUGGAAAAAUUGUUUUACUUGGAUUUCUCAAAUAAUUCACUCACAGGUGAAAUCCCGAAAAAUUUAACUGAUCUAAAGAGCCUCAUUUCCCCACACAGCUAUGCAUCUAGUCUGAAUUCUCCCACUGGUAUUCCGUUGUUUGUCAAGAGGAAUCAAAGUGGUAGUGGUUUGCAGUACAAUCAGGCUUCGAGCUUCCCUCCGUCCAUAUACUUGAGUAAUAACAGACUGAAUGGGACAAUCUGGCCCGAAAUUGGUCAUCUGAAACAGCUUCAUGUAUUGGAUCUUAGUAAAAACAACAUUACUGGGACGAUACCUAGCUCGAUUUCAAAUAUGGCGAACCUGGAAAUUUUGGACCUUUCCUGUAAUGAUCUCCAUGGAUCAAUUCCUGACUCAUUCAAUAAGCUCACAUUCCUUUCAAAAUUCAGUGUAGCUAAUAAUCACUUGCAGGGAGCCAUUCCAACUGGUGGUCAGUUCUUCAGCUUUCCCAAUUCGAGCUUUGAGGGUAAUCCUGGACUUUGUGGAAAAAUUAUUUCUCCUUGUGCUGUCAGCAAUUUGGGCCUCCAACCGGCUAGUCCUUCUGCUUCUAAUAGUAGAAGGCUUGGCCGAAGUGGAAUUAUUGGAAUUACUAUCGGCAUAGCAAUAGGAAUUUCACUUCUUCUUGCGAUAGUCGUGCUUAAAGUGCCUAGAAGAGAUGCCGGCCAUCAAAUUGGGGACUUCGAGGAAGAUUUCAGCAGACCACCCCGAUCGUCUGAUACUUUUGUUCCUUCUAAGUUGGUACUUUUCCAGAAUUCGGAUUGCAAGGAACUGACAGUUGCGGACUUGCUUAAAUCUACGAACAACUUCAACCAGUCGAACAUUGUUGGAUGUGGAGGAUUUGGUCUUGUUUACAAGGCGGAACUUCCUAAUGGCAUGAAGACCGCGAUCAAGAGGCUUUCUGGGGAUUGUGGGCAGAUGGAGCGUGAAUUCCAAGCGGAAGUGGAAGCGCUCUCAAGAGCUCAGCACAAAAACCUUGUAUCUCUUCAAGGUUACUGUCAGCACGGGAGUGAUAGAUUGCUGAUAUAUUCUUACAUGGAAAAUGGAAGCUUGGACUAUUGGCUACACGAAAGGGUUGAUGGAAACUCAUUAACGUGGGACGUGAGGUUAAAGAUUGCACAAGGAGCAGCUCGUGGAUUAGCCUAUUUACAUAAGGAACCAAAUAUAGUUCAUCGCGACAUUAAAACCAGCAACAUCCUUUUGGACGAGAGAUUUGAAGCUCAUCUAGCUGAUUUUGGACUAUCAAGGCUACUGCGUCCCUAUGAUACUCAUGUCACAACAGAUCUGGUUGGAACCUUGGGAUACAUUCCUCCCGAAUAUAGUCAAACAUUAACCGCUACUUUUAGGGGCGAUGUUUACAGCUUUGGCGUUGUUCUUCUUGAGCUUCUGACAGGCAAACGUCCCGUGGAAGUAUGCAGGGGAAAAAGUUGCAGGGACUUGGUGUCAUGGGUUUUUCAACUGAAAUCUGAGAACAUGGUGGAGGAAAUAUUCGAUACGUCCAUAUGGGAUACAAGUUACGAGAAGCAGCUCUUGGAGGUGUUAAGUAUAGCUUGUCGAUGUAUAAUGCAAGAUCCACGACAGAGGCCCUUGAUUGAUCAAGUGGUCUCAUGGCUCGAGGCAAUUGGAACUGGAAAAGAUAGAUGAAAUUCAUCUAUUUUUUCCUUGUAGAUUUAGCUUCUUUUGCUUACAAGGUGAAGAAUAUCAAAUGUAAAGCAACAGAAAAUUUUAAUUUAUAGAGUUGGUUAUAAUACUUAUGAACUUUUUUUAGUUCACUUGUUUCAUACAAAAAAAAUAGUGACAGUUGUGUUUGUAUACAUAUGCUUAGCUUGUGUAGAAGUCCUUUACCAAGACACAACUAUAUUAUACUCCAUUAUGGCAAGUUUCUCUUCUGAAUAGAUGCAGAUUCAUUUUCA
Molecule: messenger RNA, 4051 nt
Organism: Capsicum annuum
Lineage: Eukaryota; Viridiplantae; Streptophyta; Magnoliopsida; Solanales; Solanaceae
Product: phytosulfokine receptor 2
Exons: 1
Coding region: 627-3782 (1051 amino acids)
Biological process (GO): protein phosphorylation
Molecular function (GO): protein kinase activity; ATP binding; protein binding
Source: RefSeq, a predicted model, not a curated record